Colius striatus (speckled mousebird) is the source of this 6953-nucleotide messenger RNA. Its product is annotated as protein argonaute-4. Gene Ontology annotation, molecular function: protein binding; RNA binding. The coding region runs from base 545 to 3142 and encodes 865 amino acids. The record is from RefSeq and is a predicted model, not a curated record. NCBI's taxonomy places the organism in Eukaryota, Metazoa, Chordata, Aves, Coliiformes, Coliidae. The transcript has 21 exons.
GGCGUCGGCGCGGCUGUGGCGGGACUGCACAGGACCGGACUGGGUGGAGGCUGCCAGGCCCGUCCGCCCCGGCUCGGGGAGGCCUGAGCUGCCUGUGCGUGUCCCUCCUGCUGCGGCACGACGCUUGCGUGGGUGCCUCAGGGGUCUGUGGGGCCGGCCCCCUGUGGAUGAUGGCCCCUCAGAGCUCCGGGAGGCCACAUCCCAGAAGGGAUCUCGGUUGUGAGGAGAACAGCCUGGUCCUGUCUCCAGGGGGAGCUAAUAUCGGUGCUGCAUCGCCUGUGGAGGCCACAGACCUGCUCCAAGGCACCUUGCAGAACCUGGAACUUUGAGCAGUGUUUGCAACCCACUUCCUACCACUGACAGCAGGGGAGAGAGCAGCGAGCUGGAACACCCUGGGCUUUGCUGAAGGAGCAGGAACUGCCCAGACCUCUGCUUCCUGAUGCUGUUCUCUAACUGGUCUUACCACUGGACACAUGGCAGCUGUUUCUGAUGUAAAAAGGUGUGUGAACACAGAAACAAUGUUCUGACCACCUUGGCAGCUGGGAUGCCUCAACGUGCACAUAAUGUUCAUCAAGGGCCCCCUGCAAGCCUUUUCCAGCCGCCCCGUCGCCCAGGCCUGGGAACUGUUGGGAAACCCAUCCGCCUCCUGGCCAAUCACUUUCAGGUUCAGAUCCCUAAAAUUGAUGUUUAUCACUAUGAUGUAGAUAUCAAACCAGAGAAACGCCCACGGAGAGUGAACAGGGAGGUGGUGGAUACCAUGGUGAGGCACUUCAAGAUGCAGAUAUUUGGAGAUCGGCAGCCUGGCUAUGAUGGGAAGCGGAACAUGUACACUGCACACCCACUGCCUAUCGGCCGGGAUAGAGUGGAUAUGGAGGUGACACUUCCAGGAGAGGGGAAGGACCAGACCUUUAAAGUAUCCAUUCAGUGGGUGUCAGUUGUCAGCCUUCAGCUGCUGCUGGAAGCUCUGGCAGGGCACUUGAAUGAAGUUCCUGAAGAUUCUGUACAGGCUCUUGAUGUGAUCACACGGCACCUUCCCUCCAUGAGGUACACUCCCGUCGGCCGCUCCUUCUUCUCCCCCCCUGAAGGCUACUACCACCCCCUGGGAGGGGGCAGAGAGGUUUGGUUUGGUUUCCACCAGUCAGUCAGGCCUGCCAUGUGGAACAUGAUGCUCAACAUUGAUGUGUCAGCAACUGCUUUCUAUCGUGCCCAGCCUAUCAUUGAGUUCAUGUGUGAGGUCUUGGACAUUCAGAACAUCAGUGAACAGAGCAAGCCUCUUACAGACUCCCAGCGUGUCAAGUUUACCAAAGAAAUCAGAGGUCUAAAAGUAGAGGUAACCCAUUGUGGCCAGAUGAAGAGAAAAUACCGAGUCUGCAAUGUUACUCGCCGACCAGCCAGUCACCAGACGUUUCCUCUGCAACUGGAAAAUGGGCAGGCUAUGGAGUGUACAGUAGCUCAGUAUUUUAAGCAGAAGUACAGUCUGCAGCUAAAAUAUCCUCACCUUCCCUGUCUCCAAGUAGGACAGGAACAGAAACACACCUACUUACCACUGGAGGUGUGUAACAUUGUGGCAGGCCAGAGAUGUAUAAAGAAGCUAACGGACAAUCAGACAUCAACCAUGAUAAAAGCAACUGCAAGAUCUGCACCAGACCGACAGGAGGAAAUCAGCAGAUUAGUGAAAAGUAACAGCAUGGUUGGGGGACCUGACCCAUAUCUGAAGGAGUUUGGUAUUGUUGUCCAUAACGAAAUGACAGAGUUGACAGGCAGAGUUUUGCCAGCACCAAUGCUUCAAUAUGGAGGCAGGAACAAGACUGUGGCCACACCAAACCAAGGUGUGUGGGACAUGAGAGGGAAACAGUUCUAUGCUGGCAUUGAGAUUAAAGUUUGGGCUGUUGCCUGUUUUGCUCCUCAAAAACAAUGCAGGGAAGACUUACUAAAGAGUUUCACGGACCAGCUGCGCAAGAUCUCCAAGGAUGCCGGGAUGCCCAUCCAAGGCCAGCCCUGCUUCUGCAAAUAUGCCCAGGGUGCAGACAGUGUGGAGCCCAUGUUUAAACACUUAAAACUGACUUACGUUGGUCUGCAGCUGAUUGUGGUGAUUCUGCCUGGAAAGACGCCGGUGUACGCUGAAGUAAAGCGGGUUGGUGACACUCUUCUAGGAAUGGCCACUCAGUGUGUUCAGGUAAAGAAUGUGGUGAAAACCUCACCACAAACGCUGUCCAACCUGUGUCUGAAGAUAAAUGCCAAGCUUGGGGGAAUCAACAACGUGCUUGUACCUCAUCAAAGGCCAUCGGUGUUCCAGCAGCCAGUCAUCUUUCUGGGAGCAGAUGUCACUCACCCUCCCGCUGGGGAUGGGAAGAAGCCGUCCAUAGCAGCUGUGGUGGGCAGCAUGGACGGACACCCCAGCCGUUACUGUGCCACUGUACGUGUGCAGACCUCACGGCAGGAGACCUCCCAGGAGCUGCUCUACAGCCAGGAGGUGAUCCAGGACCUGACCAACAUGGUGCGAGAACUGUUGAUCCAGUUUUACAAAUCCACUCGGUUCAAGCCCACGCGGAUCAUUUACUACAGAGGGGGAGUAUCAGAAGGCCAGAUGAAGCAGGUAGCUUGGCCAGAGCUGAUAGCGAUCCGGAAGGCCUGUAUUAGUUUGGAAGAAGAUUAUAGACCAGGAAUAACCUACAUUGUUGUGCAGAAAAGGCAUCACACCAGACUAUUCUGUGCUGACAAAACCGAAAGGGUGGGUAAGAGCGGCAACGUACCAGCAGGCACUACUGUGGACAGCACCAUCACACAUCCUUCUGAAUUUGACUUUUACCUCUGUAGCCAUGCAGGAAUUCAGGGAACCAGCCGGCCCUCCCACUACCAGGUCUUGUGGGAUGACAACUGUUUCACUGCAGAUGAGCUGCAGCUGUUGACGUACCAGCUGUGUCACACAUACGUCCGGUGCACACGCUCGGUCUCCAUUCCAGCUCCUGCCUAUUACGCCAGGCUGGUAGCAUUUAGGGCCAGGUACCAUCUUGUGGACAAGGAUCACGACAGCGCUGAAGGCAGCCACGUGUCGGGACAGAGCAAUGGCCGUGACCCUCAGGCUCUGGCAAAGGCAGUGCAGAUCCACCAUGACACUCAGCAUACGAUGUAUUUUGCUUGAGAGUAUCUGGGAAGAUGAGUUAAAACCCAACAACCCGUGCAGUCCUGAAAUGUUUUGAACGCCUACUGCUCUAGCUAGGGCCCAUUUCUUUCAGACUGCCCACUACCAGCAGCGCUGAACAGUCGCACUGAAUCUGUACUUCACAGCAAUGUCUGAUGCACCAACACAAUUGAGCCAUUUGUUCCAUUGUUUUCUGUAAUAGAGAUUCAUAGACUUUGUCUUUUCUGAUGCAUUGGACUGAAUUUUUACCUCAAAGCGCAAAAGGCCGAUCAUCCUGAAAUUUUUCAAGGACUUGGCACGAAAGGUUUCUAUUGAGUAUUUUGCUAGCUAUUGUUUUUGAGUUCUCCUCUCAUCUCAUCAGUUGGUCAUGACGACUGAUGCCCUGUCUCCACGCACUUGCUUAGUGAGUAUGGCAAAAAACCGACGUUUUGACUCCAGUUAAAUGUAACUGUUCUCUUGUGUGGGGCCAUAGGUUUUUUUAAAUGGAGAUUUUAAGACUUCACUACUGUAAAUGCCUUUUAACAAACAUUCACUUUCACAGGUAUUGCAGUUUUUUUGUCAGUUUUACUAACUCUCUUUUUAAUCUCUGCAGACUCGGGCUGCAAAGCAAUUGCACUAUACUGCGAGUUCAAAUAGGUGGUUCUUGUUCUGUGAAUGUGUAAUAUAACCAGCUAGUGAUGCCUGUCAGUAGGUUUUCAUUCUAAUGGUUACAAAGAAUACUGCCAUGGUGUCGUUAACAAGUACUGAACCAUCACUUCCCCCUCUAAAAAAAAAUGAUAAAAACAAACAAAAAAAACCCCCAUUAGCUUGUAGGUAUUUUGCAGACUUUUACAAAAGUGCCCACUUUAUGCUGCUGUGUGGUUUGAUAAAUCUUAAGUGAUUUUAAAACUUUUUUCUCAUAGGAGGUUGAACUUUGGCAAUAAAUAUUUGGUUUUUGUAAGCCCCCCCUAACAGUGGAAUUUUCUAGCUGAGGAUUGUGCAUGAGUUGAACCAACAUUCUCGUGUCCUUUUCUGAACACACGAUUUGGCAGUUUCUGUAAUUAGAAAAGACACACUUCCAUGCUUUUUUUUUUUGAAGAAUUGUUUCUAACUGUUUUCUAGUCACUGUUGGUGUCCUGUCUACAGCAUUUUUUAUAAGCUUGGCAACUGGGUGUUACGUGUAGGAAAGGCUUGCCAACCUGUACAGGCUUCAACGUGUACUGUGUGACAGGCAACCUGAGGACUUGUACCAGCAUUCUAACCUUCUUUCUUUUCCCUAGGAAUCUAGGUUGCUCACACAACUGCAUCCAACAGCAUGUUUAACCAACUCCAGUCUCAUACACUGAUUCUGUCCCAGCCUAGAAAUUAGGGGUUUUUGAAUCUGCUUGGCUUUAUUUCAGCUGCAAUGUGUGAUAAAGAACAGGGGCUUGGUUUCCCCGAACGCUCUUAGUUGGAGUCUACAAACACAGUGUGUUAGGAGUAGGUUCCUCCUAGUGUUAACCUGAGGUAGCACAGAUUAAAAGCUUAUUCUGAAGCCGAGUAGAGCUCACACCACUGCUUUGGUAACAAGUUUGAGGAGUCCCAAGGAUUGCACUGUGGUCUCAGCCUGGGGUUUGCUGCUAAGUUGUCUGCUGUUCCAAAGCAUAGGAACCAGCCCCCUCAAAAUGUCAGCAAUAUGAAAUGCUGUUUUCCUUCAGUCUUUAAGCUUGUAAAUAACGUAAAGUUUACAUUUGUAAAGGCUGUUUUAUUCAGUUGUACCAGAGUACACUGAACUUAAGUCUCCAGACAGUUUGAUAUCCUCCUUUCAAGUAGUACGUCUCAUUAAAUUAAGUUUAACCUUGUUUCAGUUCUGUUGGAAAUGGGACUGAAGUGAUCUCUGCUCCUGGCACGUUCUGUGGACAGGUUUAGAUUGAAAAAAGAAAAGGUUCUCUUUAGGUUUAUUUUAAUUGUUAUUUUAUUUAAAGAAUACCUCACUUGUGUAAUAAAAUCAGGACAUGUGGGUGGGAGACUGACCGCUGCUUCAGCUAGAUGGCUGCUUUUCUCAGUACUCGUUCAGGGAGAAUACAAAAAAAACCCCUUUUAGACUGAACUCUGACUGACCCAACACACAUGGAGAAUUUUGGCACCUUGAAAAGAAACGGAGCACCCUUUUUUAGAUUGUAGGAUCAAAGAUCGCUACUUUAGGUUUGUGCACUAGGCAGGAACGUGGCUGGCUUAAUCACGGGUGCAUAAUACUGAAUUUUAUCAGCAGUUAGUUAGUUGUCCAGUGCCAAGCACUCCUAGUUUGGAUUGAGUGAAGUGAGAGCCUCUCCUUUGUUUGCCUGUGAGCGGACUGAAUAUUUAACCUCAGACUACGUGGAUUGUUAGACCUCGGCCAGCCUGGGGAUGUGGGGCCAGAGCCUGAGCUCCAGCUUGUGUGAAAACACCCCUGCAGAGGAACGCUGCUCCUCAGGGCACAGUGCAGUCCCUCUGGGAGGAGGAGAAGCCCUGAGGUUCAGGACCCUCGCCUGGGGUAACGGCAAGAUCAAAGUUUGGGCAGUUGCUGCCCUACUCUUGUCUGAGUCCAAGUCUGGAGGUCGGGUUUGAGGAUGGGGAUGAACCCCUCGGGCCUGACCCAAUCGUUAUGCAUGUGUCAAUCAAUGGGAAGAUGUGCAUUCGUAGAUGUAGCUCUUAGGGUGUUUUGUUUGGGUUUUGGGUUUUUCUUUGUUUUUUAUAACUAAAGCCUGUUGGCCACUGUUUUAGCUCUGUGGUGUGAAAGACUUUUAAAUGUAGCAAAGUUUAAAGAGUUGGGGAAAGGGGGUGGUUGGCAUUUAAAAAACAAAUCAAAAGGCAGCAAUCCCAUUCCCAAACCCGUUGUGUUUGCUUCGUGAACGGCUGAACUCUGCACAAGCUUUGGCAGUCGCUACUUUAGCCCGUCUCAACCGUUCCACCAGCCUGGCUUGUGUGUUGCUUUAAGUACCACGGUUCGUGUCGUGCCUGUAGCUGCUUCCAACGGGCAUUAGAGGCAGCCAACGCUUCCCGCAGCUUGUCCCUCGCCCAGACACAGCGUCACACUCACUUCCCCUCCACGCCAGCUUUGCUCUUGGGAUGGGGAAAGACACCGUUGUUCAGAUCCAGUGUUUUAACUAAACCAACCCCCCCCUCCAAGUACCUUUGUGGAUGUGCUGUAGGAUUUUUUUCUUGCUCGAUAGCAAGGGAGCGACUCCGCUUUCAUUUUCAGAAGGCAGGGUUCGGCGGGCAUUGUAUCAAUACUGUCUCAACUGCAAGGUUGUUUUUCCUUGUGCCCUGGAGGAAAGGACCUUGUGAUAUCAAUUUAACAGAGUUUCUUAUUCCUUGCUAUUGACAUUUUCAUAUUUCUAUGUCUAGAGGCUGAAACUUCAAUGUGAGAUGUUUGCAUUCGUUCCUUUGGACUUAAGCUGUAAUUUGAUUUGGUUUGUUUCUGUAUGGUUAGACUUGUAACGUUGAGAACUGUAUUUUAUUAAACUUGGACUUUGGAUGUAUGUCUCUAGCAAUACGAGGUACUCUUUCUAAACUGUUCUGGGUGGGUUAGCAGCCCCACGUUGCGGUGAGAUGCUGGUCGUGUACAACUUGCAAUGUUUGGUUUUGGGUUUGUUUUGGGUUUUUUUUUUAGCCUGCAGGGAUAUUUUGUGUUCAUGUGUCCAAAAAUAUUAAUGAUAAUAAUAAAAAAUUGGCAUUCUUGUGCCAAAUGUUCUGUUUUUCCUUGUUGAUGUCUAAUAAAUGCAAUGUACAGAGUGAGCAACCGAUACUGUUGCCUGUAAACAAAUGUCUUAAAUUAUUUAACUUUUAAUUAAAACUUGUACAGAAUGUGUAA